GAGGAAGUCAACAACCGAACCUCUAGAGAUUUCCGGUUGGCCAUCAGCAUUCAUCAGACAGUGUCCACCAUCCUCCAGAUCUAAACAUGGCCAGUUCCUGGGUGCCCGACAUGGACCCGGCCAGCGACUUCUCGCUGGCCAACAUCCCGUUCGGCAUCAUCUCGACCACGGCCGACCCGGCGCCGCACGCUGCCGUGGCCAUUGGCUCGUUCGUCCUGGACCUCAAAGUGCUCUCGGCAAACGUGGACCUGAGCCAGAUCUUCCCCGGCAUCGACGGCCUUGCCGAAGCCUUCUCGCAACCCACCCUCAACGCCUUCGCCCAGAUGGGCCGGGCCGUCCACCGCCGGGUCCGCUCCGCACUCCAGGACCUGCUCUCGAAGAAGACCGCCCACCCGGCCGUCCUCCGCGACAACGCCGCCCUGCGCAGCCAGGCGCUGCUGCCCCAGUCAGCCGUCAGGAUGCACCUCCCCAUGGCCAUCGGCGACUACACGGACUUUUACGCCGGUUACCACCACGCCUACGCGGUCGGGGUCAUGUUCCGCGGGCCGGAAAACGCGCUGCAGCCCAACUACCUGCACCUGCCCGUCGGCUACCACGGCCGAGCGUCGAGCGUCGUGGUGUCGGGCACGCCCAUCCGCCGGCCGGUCGGGCAGAUCCUGCCGGACCCGGCGGCCGAGCCGAAGCGGCCCGUCACGGCGCCCUCGCGCAAGCUGGACAUCGAGCUCGAGCUGGGCUGCUUCAUCGCGCGCGGAAACCACAUGGGCGACGCGAUUCCCGUGGGCGAUGCCGAGGAGCACAUCUUCGGAUACGUCCUGCUCAACGACUGGAGCGCGAGGGACGUGCAGACGUGGGAGUACGUCCCGCUGGGCCCGUUCAACGGCAAGAAUUUUGCCACCACCAUCAGCCCGUGGGUGGUGCUCGCCGACGCGCUGGAGCCGUUCCGGACCCGAGGGAUCGAGAAUGCGACGGAGUUGCAGGGCUAUCUCAAGGAGCCGAGGGAGGAGCGCGUGUUUGACGUGAGGUUGGAGGUGGAUUUGACGACUGCCGAGGGCACCACUACUACGAUUGGUCGCACCAGUUCCAGGCACCUAAUCUGGUCCUUCCCGCAGAUGAUCGCCCACCACACCCUCGGGGGCUGCCCGCUGCGGCCCGGCGACCUGCUGGGGUCGGGCACCAUCAGCGGGCCCGGAGGCGUCGACGAGCGCGGCAGCUUGCUGGAGAUGACCGAGAACGGGAAGAAGGAGGUGCAGCUGGCGGGGAUGGACGCUCGAACGUUUCUCAAGGAUGGCGAUACCAUCACGCUGCGCGGCUUUUGUGGGGAAGAGGGUGCCCGAGUCGGAUUUGGCGAGUGCAGAGGGAAGAUCUACAGCGCCGUACAGAGAUGACCAAGCCAGGUGGAAUGCCGAGGUACCUCUUAACUUACUUCAGAAAGGACACAAUGUUUCUCGCACCUGUACGGACAAAACGGAGUUUGCAAAUCGUAGUGUACUAUUGUCAGGUACCUUUAGAUUACCACCUUGGAGUGUUACUGGCCCAGUAUCCGUAAGCCUGGUGUAAAAUGGACGGAUGGACGAAUGUAAA
Thermothelomyces thermophilus ATCC 42464 is the source of this 1581-nucleotide messenger RNA. RefSeq lists its product as uncharacterized. The record is from RefSeq and is a predicted model, not a curated record. Gene Ontology annotation, molecular function: fumarylacetoacetase activity. The transcript has 2 exons. Lineage: Eukaryota; Fungi; Ascomycota; Sordariomycetes; Sordariales; Chaetomiaceae. The coding region runs from base 87 to 1385 and encodes 432 amino acids. Gene Ontology annotation, biological process: L-phenylalanine catabolic process; homogentisate catabolic process; L-tyrosine catabolic process.